Messenger RNA from Botrytis byssoidea, 867 nucleotides. RefSeq lists its product as uncharacterized. The transcript has 3 exons. Gene Ontology annotation, molecular function: oxidoreductase activity. Bases 1 to 867 code for a protein of 288 amino acids. The record is from RefSeq and is a predicted model, not a curated record. Lineage: Eukaryota; Fungi; Ascomycota; Leotiomycetes; Helotiales; Sclerotiniaceae.
AUGUCCACCGCCAUUCCCGAAACCAUGCAUGCCAUCAUGCUCCGCAACCCCGGUCCUCCCUCCUCUCUCCAAAUCGAAACGAUUCCCACUCCCACCCCCCAACCUGGCCAAGUACUAAUAAAAGUUCGGGCGUUCGGUCUUAACCGCUCGGAACUUUUUACAAGACAGGGUCACUCACCUAUCUCGGAGGUUUCCCUCCCUAGAGUUUUGGGUAUUGAAUGUGUUGGCACUGUUGCUGCUGUAGAGGGAGAUGGUGUAGGGAAAGAUGGUUUGAAGGUUGGAGAUAAAGUGGCUACAUGUGUGGGUGGAAUGGGCCGUGCUUUUGAUGGUGGUUAUGCGGAGUUUUGUGUUGUUCCCAGGGGACAAGUCGUCAGGAUUGGCGUUGAAGCGGGGUUGGAGGAGUUGGGAUGGGAUGUUUGGGGUGCUUUACCAGAGAUGAUUCAGACUUCUUGGGGCUCUCUCUUCUCCUCCCUCAAACUCAAGAAGGACGACUCUCUCCUUAUCCGUGGCGGAACUUCCUCGAUCGGCCUCGCAGCCGCAGCACUAGCAUCUCACCACGGCGCAAUUGUCACAUGCACCACUCGACAACCAUCUCGCACCCAACUUCUUCUCAAUGCAGGUGCCCAUCACGUUAUCAUCGAUCCACCAUCCGGUCUCAUAUCUCCUACCACCGAUAUCCGCUUCGACAAAAUCCUCGAACUAGUAGGUCCCACCACCCUGGGUGAUUCUUUCAAGCUGUUGAAAGCUGGAGGUAUCAUAUGUCAAGCGGGUAUUUGUGGCGGCAAAUGGAUUAUGGAAAAUUGGAAUUCUUUUGCGGUGGGCGCGGGAUAUUUCACAUCGGCUGCGAGAGAUUCAGGAGGCGCAUAG